GUUGGACGUGGACGUAAACAUUGAAAAGUUGAGAAGAAAAAAAUACUUGUAAAUAUAUAGAAAUACAUAAAAGUCAAAAUGAAGAAUCGAUUCAAUACGUACGAUAUCGUGUGCUCUGUUACUGAGCUUCAAAAGCUUAUUGGGAUGAGAGUUAAUCAAAUUUAUGACAUAGAUAACAAAACUUAUUUGAUUCGUUUCCAACGUAGUGAAGAAAAAUGUGUUUUAUUACUAGAAUCAGCUAACCGAAUACAUACAACAGCUUUUGAAUGGCCAAAAAAUGUUGCUCCAUCAGGUUUUUCAAUGAAAAUGAGAAAGCAUCUAAAAAAUAAGCGUCUUGAAAGUUUGAAACAACUUGGAGUUGAUAGAAUAAUUGAUUUACAAUUUGGAAGCGGAGAAGCUGCUUAUCAUAUUUUUUUAGAGCUAUAUGAUCGUGGUAAUAUUGUAUUGACAGAUCAUGAAUGGACAAUACUCAAUCUUUUAAGGCCACACACAGAAGGAGAUAAAAUAAGACUUGCUGUGAAAGAGAAAUAUUCAACAUUUAGAGCUCGCAAUAAAGUUAUUCCUACAUUUGAAGAACUUCAAAAUAUUAUUAAAGAAGCAAAACAUGGAGAAAGUUUGAAGAAAAUUUUGAAUCCUCAUUUAGAAUUAGGUGCUGCUGUAAUUGAUCAUGUUCUUCUAGAAGUUGGAUUCACUUUAGGCUGUAAAAUUGGAAAAGAUUUUGAUAUUGCCAAGGAUGCAGAUAGAUUAUUUACUGCCCUUAAAAAUGCACAUAAAAUGAUGGAUAAUGCAAAAAAGGAAGUGUCCAAAGGGUAUAUUGUACAAAAGAAAGAACUCAAGGCUGUUAAAGAUAAUGAAGAUGAGUUUUUGUAUACUAAUCUUGAAUUCCAUCCUUUCUUAUUUGCACAGAAUAAAGACAAACCAUUCAAAGAAUAUGAAACAUUUGAUAGAGCAGUUGAUGAAUAUUUUUCCCAGAUGGAAAGUCAAAAGAUAGAUUUAAAAUUUUUGCAACAGGAACGUGAGGCUUUAAAAAAGUUAGAAAACGUUAAAAAGGAUCAUGACCAAAGAUUAGUUUCUCUAGGAAAAACGCAAGAGGUGGAUAAACAAAAAGCAGAAUUGAUAACUCGUAAUCAAGAGUUAGUAGACAAUGCUAUUUUUGCAGUUCAAAGUGCUGUAGCAAAUCAAAUGUCUUGGCAAGAUAUACAACUUCUUGUGAAAGAAGCUCAAGCAAGAAGUGAUCCAGUAGCAUCUGCUAUAAAACAGUUAAAAUUAGAAACUAAUCAUAUUUCACUGUUACUUGAAGAUCCUUACACAGAUAGUGAUGAAGAAGAGCCAGAACUAAAAUCACAAAUUGUAGAUAUAGAUCUGGCCCAUUCAGCAUUUGCAAAUGCGCGGAAAUAUUAUGAUCAGAAACGUUCAGCAGCAAAAAAACAACAGAAAACGUUAGAAUCUCAAGGAAAAGCAUUGAAAUCUGCCGAAAGAAAAACAAAACAAACUCUGAAAGAGGUUCAAGCUAUUCAUAUCAUUAGUAAAGCUAGGAAAGUGUAUUGGUUUGAAAAGUUCUAUUGGUUCAUCACAUCUGAAAAUUAUUUAGUUAUUAGUGGAAGAGAUCAACAGCAGAACGAGUUAAUUGUCAAAAGAUAUCUCAAGACUGGUGAUAUUUAUGUGCAUGCUGACUUGACUGGUGCCAGUUCAGUUGUCAUAAAAAAUCCUGAUGGAAAUCCUGUGCCACCAAAAUCUCUGGCUGAAGCUGGAACCAUGGCUGUUGCUUAUAGUAUUGCAUGGGAAGCAAAAGUUGUAGCUGGUGCAUGGUGGGUACGUAGUGAUCAAGUAUCAAAGACUGCACCCACAGGAGAAUACCUUACCACUGGUUCAUUUAUGAUUCGCGGUAAAAAGAAUUAUUUACCUCCGUGUCAAUUGAUUAUGGGACUAGGAUUUUUGUUUCGUUUGGAAGACAGUUCAAUUGAAAGGCAUAAAAACGAAAGAAGGGUUCGCACUUUAGAGGAAGGGGAAGAGGUUGAUCACGUCGAAUUAUAUAAUGAAAUUGAAUUAGAAGAUGAUGUUUUAGAUGAAAAACAAAGCGAAAAAAAUUUAGACACCAUUAACGAAGAUGAAUCAGAAAGUUUAAAAGAAGUAUCUUUGAAAAAUUCAGAUAAUAGUAAUGAAGGUGAAGAUCAAUCUCUUUUCCCUGACACACAAAUAAAGUUGGAUCUUACAGGUCCUAGAGUGAAAAUCCAAGUUGAUGAUACAAAAACAAUUACGAAACUGCGGAAUGAUUUGGACAACGUUGUAUACUUAGGCGAUGACAAACCGGUAACUUUAAAAAAUGCACAAAAUAAAAGUGUUCCAAGACAUUCUAGUAGAAAAGUAUCGAUAAGAUCGGAUGAUUCUAACGAAACUGAAAUACAAGCAAAGCAAAAUCAAUCUGGCUUGAAGCGAGGACAACGAGGAAAAUUAAAAAAAAUUAAAGAGAAAUACAAAGAUCAGGAUGAAGAAGACCGAAAGAUAUUGAUGGCCGUUUUACAGUCAGCAGGUUCGGCAAAAGAAGACAAACGAAAAAGUAAAAAUAAAGAUCCAUCAGGGCCACGCCAGCAAGGUAAAAAGAAAGGUCCUCCACCAAAGGUAAAUCAACCACAACAAAAUAACCCAGGGGCUGAUGCUGAUGACGAAGAUCAAGGUCCGGGACCUGAAGUUGAUAUGUUGGAUCAGCUAACUGGUAAGCCUGUUGCCGAAGAUGAAUUGUUGUUUGCAGUUCCAGUUGUAGCUCCGUACAGUACGCUACAAAGUUACAAAUUCAAAGUGAAAUUGACACCUGGUACGGGAAAGCGGGGCAAGGCUGCAAAAACAGCCGUAACAGUUUUUCUUAAAGAUAAAACCAUCACAUCCAGAGAGAAAGAACUUUUAAAAGCAGUCAAGGAUGAAACGAUUGCGCGAAAUAUACCUGGAAAAGUGAAAAUCAGCGCUCCUCAAAUACAAAAGUUGAAAAAAUAAUUUUAUAGAUGAUCAGAUUGUAACAUUUAAUUGAGUGUGCGCAUUGCUCAAAGUUAUUGUAAACACGUUAUAAUUAUUCUUAUAGGAUUGUGACUCUAAGCUUUAUAAGAAAGCAAA
Molecule: messenger RNA, 3105 nt
Organism: Phymastichus coffea
Lineage: Eukaryota; Metazoa; Arthropoda; Insecta; Hymenoptera; Eulophidae
Gene: Clbn
Product: ribosome quality control complex subunit NEMF homolog
Exons: 10
Coding region: 79-2988 (969 amino acids)
Biological process (GO): ribosome-associated ubiquitin-dependent protein catabolic process; rescue of stalled cytosolic ribosome
Cellular component (GO): RQC complex
Molecular function (GO): tRNA binding; ribosomal large subunit binding
Source: RefSeq, a predicted model, not a curated record